UUCAGCUUCUGCUGAAUUGGGUUUUUUUUAUCUUCUGAGAAAAAGGAAAUUCAGAAAAGGCGUCAACAGAAAACUCUUCAGACUGUCUGUGGGCUGGAUUCUGUGCUGAGGGGAGGGUGGCUCUGUGCAUGAGCUUGGCUUCAGCUUGAAGAGGACACCUAAAACCACCAUGGGGCACCUGGGAUGUGCCAGAGGUAAUUUUUGAACCCUUAAAGACAAGUUUGAUCAAUGAGCAACACGAGCUGUCCGCUGGCUGCCGCUUUCAAAUUGGCACAUUGUCCUGUUCGUGUGUCAUAGACACAGGGCAUUUCAUCGAAAUCCGGGGGGAAGGAAGUUGCCAACUUCUUUCCCAUCAGUGGCCCAUCACAGGACUCUAAAUUUAGCUGCCUGUUUCCAAAGGGGAAGUGGUGUAACUCCACAAGUCAGCUGAACAGCACCGAGCUCCUGCCAGUGGAAGUGUUGGUGGAAUUCGGUUCCGAUUUCACUCUGCCCAGCGCAGUCUGACCCUGUGCUCCUUCCCCGUGCCCUGUUCUGGCUGUCAGCAGCUCCUCAGCAUCACACUGUGGUCAGAAACAUCUCAAUUCAUUUUCAAACAUCCUCUUUUAGACGUAGCCCUCUCUUUGUGUUCAAAAACCGCGCCCUCUCUCAGCAGGAUCACUUCUGUUUUAUGAGUUAAAAACCCUGGGGAACUGCAUCAUGAGUGCGUCAGGUUUUUUCUGCACAGGCAGCAGUGAGGAAAGGGUGUGGAACCAUCUGCCCCCUCCCAGCUGCUAUAGCAGGAGAGCUCUGGGCUUGGGCAAAUCUGCCUCGGACCUGACUGGGUUUGCUUAUGAAGUACAAUCUGUCUCAAGUAACCACGAUGCAGAAGAGACCUGGGAGCAGAAGGGAUGGUACAGAUGAAGCAGCUGAUUAAAUACAGCUAUUCCUGUAUCUUCAGAAUGAUUUUCAUGGACAUGGGCUCCACGGAACUCUGGUGAUCCCUGUUGCUCACACUUGUCACCAUGCUGGCAGAAGGCAUCCUAACGAGGCUCAUCUAUAAAGAAAGCUGUCAUCAAGAUAAGCCUUGCAAAUCUCCUGCAUCCCAAAAGGCUAAAGAGGGAAUCUGGAGACAGAAACUUGUAGACAUCCCAAAAAUUAAAGGCUUUGCUGAUGGAUGUGAGAAGCAGGAGGAGCUCUCUGCCAGAAGCAGCCAAGUGGAAGCCGGGAGCAGCUCCCGAUGGAGAUCCAUGGAAAAGGAGCCUGCAAAAGAUCAGGAAAUGCUGGUUAAAGGAACUGCAUCCCCGGCUUUACAUAUCCCCAAGAGAGGAGGAAGCCUAGACCAGGUGGAUUUGUACAGAUCCAGGCCUUGCAACAGCAUUUACCAGAACUAUCCUGACCUGCAGAUCGGGGGGGACCACGUGGGGGGCCACACGUGUGACUCGGGCUGUGUCUUGGACCAUGUGUGUGAUGAACUCCCCGAUGGCCCCGUCCUACUCUCCAUAGAUAUUCCCCAGGGCCAGUCACCUCUGUGUGAGCAUCCUGAAAAUCCCAGUGGGAUGUCCCUGCCUGGAGAGGAAGCUGGAGAAAGGAGCCUCAUGCUCAGUGAGGAGCCCCUUUCCAACUCCAUGCUCAACAAGUACAUGGAAGCCAAAGUGGCAGAGCUCUACAAACAGUUUUUUGAAGAAAGCCUGGCCAGGUGUGGUUCCAUAACAAACCUCCUCACCUGCAGCUGGAUAAGGAACAGCCUGGACCAGAUAAGUGUUCAGAUCUCCCAGGAGCAGAACAUAGAAACCUCCAAAGCCAGAGGAGCCCUCUUGCAUUCGUUGGCUUUGUUCAGCUCCCACAACGCUCCCAACAGGAACAGCUCCGAGUUCAGCACCCCAAACCUCCAAAUCUCCAACCCAGUGGGUGCAAAACGGAGCUGCAGGAUGGCAUUCACAUCCUGACGGAGCUGCUCAGCUCAGGAGAGGGAUGAGAUUUGGAUAUGAAUGUUUUGCUCUAAGGAUUGGGUUGGGAAAUGGAAACAUUUGCACACUACACUUGUUCUAAUUAAUAUCUUAACUCUUAAACCCCUUUGGUAGCAGGGGAAGUAAAGGUCACUGUUUUCUGUUUUCUAAUGGAGAAUUUGAAGUUAAUUUUUCUCCAAAAACUGGUCAAUCAUGUUUUUAUAAUAUAUAUAGAAUCAAAGAACUGUUAAAGCAGGAGAUGACCACUAAGAUCAAGUCCAACCAUCAGCCCAGCACCAGUAAAUCAUAUCCUCAAGUGCCACAUCCACACAUAGAAGCAUUAAUUUUCUGCAAAAUCAGCAGAGAUGACUGCAGCAUUCCUGAAAAAAUAAUGCAAGAUUCCUGCAUCUUCACUUGGAAAUUUAAACACAGAUUUUUGAAUGGAAAUACUGUUGUUUAGCUCUCAAAUACAUUUUCUCCCCUUGCUCUUGCUUCUCAGCAAAUAUUUCAGCUGGAAAUUAUUCAUUAUGUCCCUGCUGUAAAAUGAGAGAUGAAUUGGAGUGUUACCUGCUCUGCAGAAAUUCUUUUCUAAUAAAGUUUUUCAU
Molecule: messenger RNA, 2530 nt
Organism: Cyanistes caeruleus (blue tit)
Lineage: Eukaryota; Metazoa; Chordata; Aves; Passeriformes; Paridae
Product: TLR adapter interacting with SLC15A4 on the lysosome-like
Biological process (GO): regulation of toll-like receptor signaling pathway
Source: RefSeq, a predicted model, not a curated record